CCGCUUGUUCUCCGCGGCUUAAGGCGGCGCGCGCAAACCUAUAAAUAAACAGGAAGACUCGCGCCGCCACCAUUCCACCAAAGAAAGCAGCGCAGUGAGACAGACGGAUUCGAAUUGACGAUCCAUCCUUUCUUCCUCACCGAUGAAGGUGAAGAGCGACAAGGAUGCGCCGGCGCCGGCGGAGAUCCGCGGCCACCCGUUCCACCCGGCGCACAAGCUGAAACUGAUCACCGCCGACGACGCGGGGGCGGGGAGGUUCGUGUGCGACGGCUGCAAGGAGCUCGGCGGCGCCGGCUGCGCGCGGUACGAGUGCGAGGAGGCCGGGUGCGACUUCGACCUCCACGCGCCGUGCGCGCUGGCGCCGGACGUCCUGCCGGCGGGGCGCGCGCUGUUCAAGGGUGGAGCCGCGUCGUUCGUGCUCCUCCACGAGCCCCCGCCGACGGCGGCGCCCGACGACGGCGACGUCAGGGUCUGCGACGCGUGCGGCGACGACGUGCGCGGCUUCGUCUACCACUGCUUCGACCGCGACCUCGACCUCCACCCCUGCUGCGCGCACCUGCCGGGCCGCGUCGCUCUCGGCGGGGCCGCGUUCGAGCUCUCCUCCGGCGGCACGGCUCCCCGGCGGUGCCUCCUCUGCACGGAGGAGGGGAGCCGCCCCCACCUCCGCCGCAACUACUGGACGUACAGCUCCGACGACCUCGACGGCGAGGCCGUGCACCUGCACGUGGCGUGCGUGAAGAGGAUGGCCUACGAGAGCUCUAGAGCCGGCAGCAGCAGCAGCCACCGCACCGACGGCGGCGGCGGCGGCCGGAACAUGCCGGUGAUCAGGGCUCCGGUUCAGGCGGCGGUGGCUCUGCGGAAGAAGAACGGGAGGCCUAGGAGCAAGCUCAAGAAGCUCCUCAAGAUCGUCGUGUUCGUCCUCCGCGUCAUCGCCGGCGUGUUGUUCGGUGACCCGACGGCGAUGGCCGUGGCGGUGGUGGGGUUAGUCUUCCCCAACGGUUAGGGAUCAUGGUCGGCAAUAGGAGUACUAGGGGUUUGAUUUGUUGAAUAAUCCCCUAAACUUUUUGAGUUUAGGAUGCGUUUUUGUUUAAAUUUGAUUGAUUGGGCGCAUGGCCAUGUUUGGAGAAGCCAGCGUCAGUUUAGAUGCGUGUCGUCGACGUUGAGCUCGUCGCGCGCAAAUAGGUUUUUAGCUAGGGAUUUACCAUCAUUUGUUGUUUUGUAUAGCAGUUUUGUUGGUAUAAUUUGUGAGAGGAAUAAAAUCAGAAAUGCUGCGCGGUUCUUGCAGCACAAAA
Messenger RNA from Oryza sativa Japonica Group (Japanese rice), 1292 nucleotides. Its product is annotated as protein VACUOLELESS GAMETOPHYTES. Lineage: Eukaryota; Viridiplantae; Streptophyta; Magnoliopsida; Poales; Poaceae. The record is from RefSeq and is a predicted model, not a curated record.